CCCUCCUUUCCCUUUCCGCUCUCUCCGCCUCCGGAAGCGCGGGCGCGCGGGGCCGGGAGCCCGUUCAGGGCCGCAGGAGUGCGCCAGCGCCGCGCGUGGGGCUGUGGUGGCCGCGGCUCUCAGGUGAGGGGCGCGCGAGCGGCUCCUGGCUCCCUGCCCGCGGGGCGCCCGCCACGCUCCCUUUCCGUUCGCAUCCGUUUCCCCCCGCUCCGGAGCCCAGGCGGCGGCGAGUACUUGGGAUGUAUUUUUGCCAUCAUGGAUCAGUUUGCAGAUAUAUUAGAAGGUGAAGUGGACCAUUCUUUCUUUGACAGUGACUUUGAAGAAGGAAAGAAAUGUGAAACUAACUCAGUUUUUGACAAGCAAAAUGAGGACCCAAAGGAAAGAAUAGAUAAAGAUACAAAAAAUGUAAACUCGAACACUGGAUUGCAAACAACAGAAAAUUACCUUACUGAGAAGGGAAAUGAAAGAAACAUGAAGUUUCCCCCAGAACACCCUGUAGAGAAUGAUGUUACACAAACUGUAAGUUCUUUCUCAUUGCCAGCCUCUUCAAAAUCAAAAAAAUUGUACGAUGUUACAACAGGACUUAAAAUACAUGUGUCCAUUCCAAAUAGAAUUCCCAAAAUUGUAAAAGAAGGUGAAGAUGAUUACUACACAGAUGGAGAGGAAAGCAGUGAUGAUGGGAAGAAAUACCAGGCAAAGUCCAAGUCCGCUAAACCAUCUACUAACGUUAAAAAAAGCAUAAGGAAAAAGUAUUGCAAAGUUAGCUCCUCUUCCUCCUCCUCUUUAUCUUCCUCACCUUCAGGUUCAGGUACAGAUCGUUUAGAUGCAGGGUCUGAUAGCCAUCUACCUGAUUCGUCUCCAUCAUCCAAGAAACAUGUAUCUGGUAUAACCCUCCUGUCACCAAAACAGAAGUAUAAAUCAGGAAUAAAAUCGACAGAAACCCAGCCUUCAAGUACUACACCAAAAUGUGGCCACUACCCUGAGGAGUCUGAAGAUACUGUGACCGACGUAAGUCCCUUAUCAACUCCAGACAUUAGCCCUCUUCAGUCUUUUGAACUGGGCAUAGCAAAUGAUCAAAAAGUGAAAGUUAAAAAGCAAGAAAAUGUGAGCCAAGAAAUAUAUGAAGAUGUUGAGGAUUUGAAAAAUGAUUCAAAAUAUUUGAAAGCAGCCAAAAAAGGGAAAGAAAAACAGGAGCCUGAUCCCUCCUCAAAGGUGUCUUCAGUGUUAGACUCCAGUUUAGACCACAGACAUGAACAGAAAGUCUUACAUGACACAAUGGAUCUGAAUCAUCUCUUGAAAGCUUUUCUGCAAUUAGAUAAAAAAGGACCACAAAAACAACACUUUGAUCAGCCUUCAGUAGCACCCGGGAAAAACUACUCUUUCACAAGAGAAGAGGUGAGACAGAUCGAUCGGGAAAAUCAGAGGCUUUUGAAAGAACUGUCAAGACAGGCAGAAAAGCCAGGAAGCAAAAGUACAAUUCCUAGAUCGGCUGAUCAUCCCCCAAAGUUAUAUCACAGUGCUGUCAACAGACAGAAGGAACAACAAAGGAUUGAGAGAGAAAACUUGACGAUCUCGCUCUGUCACCCAGGCUGGAGUGCAGUGACGUGAUCUUGGCUCCUUGCAGCCUUCCUCUCCUGGGUUCAAGUGAUUCUCCUGCCUCAGCCUCCCGAGUAGCUGGGACUACAGGCUUAAGCCACCACACCCAGCUAAUUUUUGUAUUUUUAGUGGAGAUGGUAUUGCCACGUUAGCCAGGCUGGUCUCAAACUCCUGACCUCAAGUGACCCAUCUGCCUCAGCUUCCCAAAGAGCAGGGAUUACAGGUGUGAGCCACUGUGCCUGGCCUGUAGGAGUAACUUCAGAACUCUUAUAUAGAAUAAUUAAAGGGAGAUUGUGAUAAAUUGUCACAAAAAUGAUUUAUAGCAAGUCUCAUACCUACUGUGAAUAUUAAUCUGUUGAUUAAGAGUACUUUUGUUCUAGGAUCUUGAAAUGAUGUAUAGUUUACUUCAUUUGGGUUUCCUUCUGUCUGGUUAAGGUCUGCUAUCUCCUUCCAUUGAAGAAAGCAAGCUAACGAUAACUCAGUGAGACUCCUGCUGUUGAAAUGUAGAGAGCAGUCGUCUUGAUUCUCCCUGUGUGGGGGACAGUUGUUACUUUUUAGUGUCCUUACAGGGUCUUUGCUUCAUCACUCUAGAAACACUAAAGCAACUCUCCUCUGCUAACGGCUGCAGAAAUCAUUAAGACAUUAUUUAUUUGUUUAAAUUUGUUUAAACAUCAAAAGAUGGGCUAGGUUAAUUUUUUUUCUAAAGAGAAUAAUUCCUGGAUAUAAAAUAAAUAUUUGGACAAGUGUAUUAGUCCAUUUUCAUACUGCUAUAAAGAUACUACCUGAGACUGGGUAAUUUAUAAACAAAAGAGGUUUAAUUGACUUACAGUUCUGCAAGGCUGGAGAAGCCUCAGGAAACUUAGAAUCAUGCUGGAAGGCGAAGCCCAAGCAAGGCAUGUCUUACAUGGUGGCAGGAUAGAGAGAGAACACAGGGGAAACUGCCACUUUUAAGCCUCAGAUCUCAUGAGAACUCCCUCACUAUCACGAGAACAGCAUGGGGGAAACUACCCCCAUGAACCAAUCACCUUCCACCAGGUCCCUCCCUCCACAUGUGGGGAUUUACAAUUCGAGAUGAGAUUUGGGUGGGGAGACAGAGUCAGACCAUAUCAAUAGGUAUAUAACACAGUAUUGUUAACUAUAGUCAACAUGCUGUACAUUAGAUCUCCAGAGCUUACUCAUCUUGCAUGACUGGAACUUUGUACCUUGGGUACUUGACAUUUGCUAAGAGACUAGAUCUUAGGUGUUCUCACCAGACACAUAAAUAAAAAUGGUAACUCUGUGAGGUGA
This is a messenger RNA of Nomascus leucogenys (northern white-cheeked gibbon), 2883 nucleotides long. The record is from RefSeq and is a predicted model, not a curated record. NCBI's taxonomy places the organism in Eukaryota, Metazoa, Chordata, Mammalia, Primates, Hylobatidae.